Molecule: messenger RNA, 1226 nt
Organism: Hevea brasiliensis (rubber tree)
Lineage: Eukaryota; Viridiplantae; Streptophyta; Magnoliopsida; Malpighiales; Euphorbiaceae
Exons: 2
Coding region: 248-904 (218 amino acids)
Biological process (GO): endoplasmic reticulum to Golgi vesicle-mediated transport; intracellular protein transport
Cellular component (GO): endoplasmic reticulum membrane; endoplasmic reticulum
Source: RefSeq, a predicted model, not a curated record
AAGGAAGGAUUCUUUUAGAAAUAAAGAAACUUUCAAAGCUGAGUCGUUACAUUGAUGCCAAGAAAUAGAAGGGUCCCUCUCUUCUUCUUGUCUUCAUUUCUUUGAUCUGUUCUAUUUUGUCUUCUCGGCGAGUGCUCGCCACUCUUAUUACUAUAACUUCAUAGAAGCUCACGUCCUCCAAAAUCCUUUCUCUUCGAAAUCUUAACUCUGUAUCUCUCUCCUACGUAGUUCGAAAAGGGAAAAAGAAAUGAUUCAGCUAUUGUUUACACUGAUAUUCUCUGAGAUGGCAUUGAUAACGGUGCUUAUGUUCAAGACCCCAUUAAGGAAGUUAGUGUUGAUGGCUCUGGAUCGGGUCAAGCGAGGUUAUGGCCCAAUCAUUGUAAAGACGGUGGCAGGAACGGUGUUUGUUGUGUUGAUGUCAAGUGUGUACAGCAUGAUGAAGAUCCAGAAGCGUUGGAUCGAUGAGGGUGCUGUCAAUCCAACGGACCAGGUUCUCAUGGCCAAGAACCUUCUUGAGGCCACUCUUAUGGGAUCCUCUCUUUUCCUUGCACUAAUGAUAGACAGACUGCAUCAUUAUAUCAGAGAACUCCGCGUAAGGAGGAAGAGCAUGGAGGCUGUAAAGAAACAAAAUCAAGUUUUCGAGGAUGGAAAAGUUGAGGAGAGCAAAGCCCUGGAAAAAGAAGUGAUCACACUGCAAGCAAAACUUAAGCAGCUAGAAUCAGAACUGGAGGUGAAGACUAAGGAGGCUCAUGCUUCAGAAGCAAAUGCGGUAGCUCUGAGGAAGCAAUCUGAAGGAUUUCUUUUGGAAUAUGAUCGCUUACUUGAGGAGAACCAAACCCUACGGAACCAAUUGCAAUCGUUGGACUUGAGAUUAUCACGUUCAGGUAGCAAGAAGAAUACUUAAAGGAAAUGAGCACCUUUAUUAAAUAGGUUUUUCAAACUCCUUUUUUAUUUUAUACUACUCAUCUGAAAAAUUUUCAAUGUGGGUUUGUUUAUUGUGGUUUAAUUCUGAGUUAUGCAUUGUUGUAAGUGUGGAGAAAAAGGACAAUACAAAACAGGAAAAAAGGAAAGAGAAAAUAGGUUUUCAUUCUCUUAGUUCAAUUCAAGUAGGCUUCAUGCUGAAGUAGAAUGGGUUAAUAUUGUCUGGACGAAAUGUGGUACAUUAAGACCUUAUGAGUUCUAAGAGAAUAUGGUCAGUAAUGGCAAUUGGCUACUCCUUUUCUUAA